AUGGAAGGUGUUCAAACAGCGAUGGGACCACCCAUAGCGUUUAUUGCUUUGUGCAUAUUGCUGCCGUCAGCGGCAGCGUCAACUAGCUCAAUGAUCGCUCCUUUGGGCUCGCCAGUUAGGGAAUCUGCAGUAAUAGCGAGGCACACCCCCGAUCUCAUGGCGCUUCAAAAAGCAAAAUCGCCGUUGACUUCGUCUCCGCAGGGGGGCGCGACGUACCCAGGAAAAGAAGUUAUUUCUCUAGACUCGGGUGAUUUUUCUGGUAAGGCUGGUGCUGAGACACUACUACUAACCCGUCCUGCCCCUGUCACCCAAGAGGGAGAAAGCAUUCGCUCGCUUCAAGAUCAGCGGCACUCUACCCAGCGCACCAAUGAAAAGACACGCAGCGUCGGCGACGUGAAUGGAAUCCUACAGGGCGUACAAAAUCAGGUGUUCGGUUUCGAUGUUGGGGCCCCGGGAGAGCUCCUUGGUGAGAAACUUCCAUCUGAGUUACCCGGAGGCGAGGUGCACGUCCAAAGUCAACAGGUAUUCUGGAAUGCUUCAGGUCGAACCACGACUCCCCAGCAGGUGAAUCUGUCGCAAGUGCUUAUUCAAAACGCCCCUCAGUUCUUUCUCAACUGGGAUCAACCUGGCGGAGAGAAACAAGACGGAAGUGAUAAGGCCAAGCAACAAUACGACUGGAGGAAGCACGUGCAGCGCAGGCCGAGCAGGAGUGAGGCUGGAGCUGUCUCUCGCGAGCAGCAGUUAGCCGAGCGGGCACGAGAGCGGGAAUUAUUAAAAGAUGUCUUUUCCCUCUGGCUCGAGGUAGACUCCCGUCAGCUUCGUCUUACCGAGCAACAGAAGCUGCGACAGCAGCUGCAGGCUUUAGUCGCAAAACAGUUUGAGCUUCUAAAACAACUUUAUCGUCUAGAACACGAGUACAAUUCAGAAACUCCUCAGGCGUCGUUACAACCCCGGUCAUCAGCCCUCAUUGUAGAGGGGAAGUGUUCUCUAGCAAACACUGUCAUCGCGGAUAGCUAUGCACAGGUAAAACAACAGUCGCAGCUCCUCCUCAAUCUUACCCUGCCUGCUCCGACAGUAUUCUUGCCAGGACAUCCGACACUGGCGUUAUCUACGGCGGUAGGCUAUCCGGUUCAGUUACGUAGCAUGCACCAGGGUACCAUACCACAGUUGACAGGGACAAGUAUCUCGCCGUCAGUGAAAGAAAAUGAAGGCAGAGAUACCGAGCCGAUCGAGCACACAAAUCCUCCAGAAGCGCCUAGCGCACUGCAAGCGCCUGCGCUCCCUGACAGUCAAGAAAAACAGCUCCAGUCCACAGGACCUCUGCUGGCACAGGAUCUGCGGCAGGAAAAGAACCUCCUCGCGUCUUCUCAGAAAACACAUCAGCCGAUAUCUGUUAGCUCAUCCGAUAGAGAACUAGAGUCGAGACCAAAGCAGAGAUUGCCGGGCCCGGAUGUUCCUCGACAUCGGGGGGGACUGCACGCUUCCGAUGGCCGUGCUGAGAUCCGUCCUCACGACGCUAUGCCUGCUGUCAGCCAGCCCUCAGCUGUCGUUGCCUUGCGUGAUGAAGAGGAAGUGGAGGUGAAGGAGGCUGACACCACGCACAUCGAUUCGAAGGACCGUAACGGAGCAGCUACACUGGAGAGUUCAGUGGCGGGUGGGUCCUCCGUUGAUUCCACGUCGUAUGUUCUAUCGACGGCAGAUGGUGGCAGUCAGCACUCUGAGAGCGUUACGCCAAAUCAAGAGUUUUUUGGGCGUGACUCGAGCCCGUUAGGUCUGUCUGGUGGAAAUGACCUUAGCGCCCGUCUCCGACACCCGGACCCGAUUAAGUCCGACGAAGAACGAACUACGGAGAUACCGGAUACGCGGGGAUCGGCACACGUUGCCAUCAAUGGGGAAAGACAAGAUGCAGGAAAGCCGGAGCCUGAGAAGUCCCUGCCGCUUGGCGGCACUCAACAGAGGCGAAACGGGGGCGUCGAAUACGAUGGACUCAUGAGCAGCCGCCUGCGCCAACUGCAGAAACAGCAAGAGGACCACCUUGCAGCGCUGUUCAGGCAGCUAGAGCUUCAACAGGAGGAGCUCGCUACUAGGAGCCGUUUACUGGAUCGGCAACGUGAAGAGCUUCUCCGCCUACAGGAGCACUUUCGCGAACUAACGGCACGAAGAAAUUCACUACAUCAGCAGCAUCCCGCGCAGGCCACCACUACCCCGCCAGCAAAGGUAUAUCCAGUGGCGCAGAAAAGUGGAGGACCGCAAGUAGAAGAUGCAGACGAAGUUGACUUACAGAAUACGUUUCCAGCAAGGGAGCCACUGCUGGAAUCCGAUGGCGAGCGGCGGCUCCAGGCACUGAGUGAGAACACACCGAUACACCACUAUAUAUGCAAGGUGAUUGGGCACGCUUGUAGCAGUGACGAAGAAUGCUGUGAAGAUCUCAUGUGCACACAGCCAUCAUUCAUUCGAACGGAACCUCAACGACCAGACGGCCGCGGCACGUGUCAACAGCCUUCGAACGUGGCGGGAUUCCCAUCCACGCCGGCCUGGAUGACGGGCCAGGAUGAAGUUGCGGAAGGCUCACCGUUUUUUAGAGAUUACCGCAGGCGUGUGGGGAGCAGCAGCGCCCCCCUGCCUCAAAACAGCGUCGCGAGCUUUGUGAACAGAUACAGAGUGCCUCCUAACUCCCGCUUGCUCAGCGACGAGAAGGACGUCCUCCAAAUUGAGGCAGAAUGA
Molecule: messenger RNA, 2724 nt
Organism: Besnoitia besnoiti
Lineage: Eukaryota; Apicomplexa; Conoidasida; Eucoccidiorida; Sarcocystidae
Exons: 2
Coding region: 1-2724 (907 amino acids)
Source: RefSeq, a predicted model, not a curated record